Messenger RNA from Panicum hallii, 839 nucleotides. RefSeq names its product chromatin-remodeling complex subunit ies6. The coding region runs from base 199 to 573 and encodes 124 amino acids. Gene Ontology annotation, biological process: chromatin remodeling. The transcript is spliced from 3 exons. The record is from RefSeq and is a predicted model, not a curated record. NCBI's taxonomy places the organism in Eukaryota, Viridiplantae, Streptophyta, Magnoliopsida, Poales, Poaceae. Gene Ontology annotation, cellular component: Ino80 complex.
CUAGCCCCAACUGCCCCCUGCCUCGAACCAUCCGACCUCGCCGCCGGCCUCUUCUCUCUCUCUUUCCCUUGGCCCUCCGCGCGGAACCCUCCCUCGGCGGCAACCCACGUCUCCUCGAGCCCUAACCUCGAAGCGAAGGAGCCGCCGGAGACCUGAUCUCUUUCCGCUCCGCUUGCCGGCGCGGGAGAGUAUAGGCGGAUGGAGUUGGAGGUGGUGAGGACGGAGAUGGUGCUGGCGCCGUCGCUGCCGUUCAAGAAGGUGCAGACGGCGGACAAGUACCCCAAGGGCCAGUCCCGGGGGCGCCAGUGGAAGCACCUCCGCCACCUCCUCCAGGCCGCAGAUGCCUCCACCAUCCCCCCCGACCGCCCCAACUAUCUGAAUAUUCAAUCGCCCCCAUCCAUUUACCCAUCAAAGAGAUACUGUGACAUAACAGGUUUUGAGGCACCGUAUAUGGAUCCGAGGACAAAGCUGCGAUACGCAGAUCCAGAGGUGUUCAAGCAGAUCAGGACGCUUCCUGAUGAAUACGUCCAAAGGUAUCUGGCCUUGAGAAAUGCAGCGGUUAUACUGAGAUAACAAUCCCUGAACACGGAUAAGUCUUAUUGCCCUAACCAUGUUGCACCAUUGAUUCUGAAUCCUGAUCCUCUUAAGCGGAUCUUUCUUCCUCGCUCUAGUAUAUCAGGGUUUGCCUAUAUGGUUAGAUACAUCCUCCUUUGUAUUUUGCAUACUGAAGUUUGCGAAUUGAUGUUUAAGUAUGUUCUUCUCUGCUGUAAGCGAAUUCGUUUCAAUCCAAACGUGGUAUCUAUGCGAUAUAUCAUACCUAACUUGUUUGUUGUGUAAAA